Cannabis sativa is the source of this 618-nucleotide messenger RNA. RefSeq names its product oleosin-like. The record is from RefSeq and is a predicted model, not a curated record. Bases 38 to 499 code for a protein of 153 amino acids. Lineage: Eukaryota; Viridiplantae; Streptophyta; Magnoliopsida; Rosales; Cannabaceae. Gene Ontology annotation, cellular component: monolayer-surrounded lipid storage body; membrane. The transcript has a single exon. Gene Ontology annotation, biological process: lipid storage.
ACAACUCUCUCUCUCUCUCUCUCUUCUCUCUCUCACCAUGGAAGAUCGCCAAAACCAAACAACAACAACCCCAUCAUCAUUACUCCGUAAACUCCAAAUCCACGCCCCAAACUCAACCCAGCUCCUGGGCAUCCUCACCCUCAUAGUUUCCGGCUCAAUUUUCCUCUUCCUAACCGGAGCAACAGUCACAGUCACAAUCCUCGCUCUCAUUCUAUUCUCACCCUUGAUCAUCUUAACCAUUCCCAUAUGGGUUCCCAUUGGCUGCUUUCUCAUAGCUAUCACCGCCGCCUUCUUGUCGUUUUGCGGGUUCGGUGUGGCGGCGGUUGCCGUGGCUGCAUGGGUUUAUAAGUACUUCCGGGGACUCCACCCGCCCGGUUCGGACCGGGUGGAUUAUGCGCGUAGCAGGAUUUAUGAUACUGCUAGCCAUGUGAAGGAUUAUGCUAGAGAGUAUGGUGGUUAUUUACAGAGUAAAGCUAAGGAUGCUGCUCCUGGUGCUUAGAUAUAUAUAUAGAUCGCCAUUAUUGUUGAAUGUUGAAAUGGUUUUUAAGAGAAUAUAUACGGUUGAGUAAUUAUAUAUAAAUGUUAAUGUAUAUGUAUCUCUUUUUGGGUUUUUUUUUU